CGGGCAGUAUAAGUAAGUCUGUUGUACUUCAGAGUUAUUGCUAGCAGACUGUAGUGCCAGUUGGACAACUUGUAUGUGUCCGUGCAGUCGGGUGUAACCUUCUGGCCGUUAACGGGAGCUCUGGUUGUCGUGGUUGGUGUGAUGGAAUUGGACAAGAUGGACGAGAACGAGUGGAGGUAUCACGGCGAGGGGAACAAGAGCCUGGUGGUCUCACACGUACAGCUUUCCAUAGUCCUCCGCCUGCUCAAGUAUCCAGCCGAGGACUCAGAAAACCCACCACAGACGGUGGAGCAGGCCUUCAGGCAGGUUCAGAACAUUGUUGACUUCAGCUCCAACGUGAUGAGCUGCCUGCUGGGAGAGAAGUUCGUCCACAGCGGGGAAGUGGUCAAACUGCCACUGGAGUUUGUUCGACAGCUGUCAAUCAAAGUUCAACAUCAAAGACCAGCGUGGCGCUGUGAUAAGGUGAUGGACAUCUACAGCGGCUGCGCCCUCUGUCUGCCCAACCUGACCUCUCCAACCCUCCACCAGCCAACACACACUCCUACACUCUGCAUCGAGAUUAAGCCUAAAUGUGGUUUCCUGCCGUACUCCAAACAUGUCAGCCAAGAUAUCAAGACCAAAGUGUGCCGCUUCUGCAUGCACCAACACUACAAGGUGGCCAUGGGGACGCGGAAGAGACGCGGUCGGUACUGUCCUCUAGAUCUGUUCUCAGGGAACAGACAGAGAAUGCACUUUGCCAUCAGACAACUGAUAGACGAACCUCAGAACAACUUGAAAAUCUUCAAGGGGGGUCGGUGUAUAUUCAGCAGUAUGGACGGCAUUGAAGAUUCGAUGGACCUGAACUCUCUGCUGCAUCAUCUCAGACCGUACUUCCAGUACGGAAACAACCGAAUCAACAGUCACAUGACCAGCAAAGCUCUCCUGACCGACUUCAUCCAGGUCGUGGUGAACGCCCUGCUGAGUGCUGGAGGAGGAGAUGGAGGCAUGGGGACGGACAGACGAGGAGAAGGACGGAGCUUCUGUGAAGCGAGUCUGUUCAACAAGGAGAGGAGUCCCCACGGCUCUCAGGGUUCACCCAGCGACAGUGUUUUGUACAGAGUUCGUCAGACGCAGAUGUUGGACACUUUGGACAUCGAAGGUCUUUACCCUCUGUACCGCCGCGUGGAGCAGCACCUGCAGGACUUCCCCAAGGAGAGAACUCGUCUUCAGAUGGACGGGCCAUACAACGAGGCCUUCCUGGAGAAGCUGCAUAAAUGUCCCAGUGAGGACGACGGCUCUCUGGAGUACGCCGUCUCCAAGGUUCAUCAGUACCGAGUUGCCAUGACAGCCAAGGACAGCCAAAUCAUGGUUGCCCUGGUGCCCAGCUGUGAGGAAGAAGAGGACGAUGAAGGUCUCCCCGGUCAGCGGCAGCACAGGGACUUCCUCUCCUCCAGACCUCCCGCCUUCUCUUACUCCGUCUCCAUCUUGGAUCUGGACCCCAAGCCGUUCGACAACAUCCCCCGCCAGCUGCGCCUGGACCAGAAUAUCGUCUCCUGCUACCUGAGGAGUAGCUGUGCCUUGCCAAAGGGCGCUCUGCCCUCGCACUCUGGCAUCUUCACUGGUGCAGAGAGGGAGGACUGCACGCUACUCUUCCACCCCGUGUGAACGCCCGAUAAAAGACAGACGACCCUGAAGACUAACUGACACUGCUGCUUCACACGGAGACGCCAUGUUGAUGCAGAGGUCUGAAAUCACUUUAGACCACAGCUGUUAAUCUGGAAAACUUUACUUCAACACUUUCUGUUUACUCAGCUCAUGUUAAGCAACGUCGUAAUCUCCAGGAAGUCACCACACAGUUUAAGCGACUUCCGGAUAUUUCUGUUACUGAUUCUAGAAUUUUUUUCCAGAAACUUCUGGAUCCUGUCAGGAGGGGAAUCUGAGAUGUCUCUGUUCUGUCAUGAUUCAUAUUUAUUAGAAAACUUACAGGGGGCUUCGUUUAUUCCCUCUUUGGUGACAAAGGGUUCGGAUCAGCCUCCUGACAGAGCUUUUACAGUUGUCAUGAGAACAACAUGAUAGUUUACGUUCCCCAUGGCAACACUGAGAGAGAGAGAGAGAAAGAAGAGGAGAGUUAAAGCGAUGGAGAGCAAAUCAGGUAGUUGACGUACGUAUGAUGUCAUUUCCUGAAUGUAGGCGGGGCCUCUGGUAGAGGCAGAGCCAAUAUGAAUGUCCAGGUUGAACUGUAGCAUCACAAAGUGCUGCAGGGAUGACGUAUUUUUUUAGGCCAACCCAGAAGUUAACAAUUGCAUGGUUCCCUCGUCAAAAGGCCAAUAGGAUGUUUCCAUUGGCUUUUAUAUUAUUGCACAAAAUAAGCUAUGUGGUUAAAAAUGUUAAGUUCAGCAGGAUAACCUUCACAAAUGUGCACCAAUCUAUGAAUUCUUCAAGAAAAAUGCAAUCGGUAGACAUUUGCAUAUUUUAACAAAAGCCUUAACCUUUUGUGUGAUAUAUCUACAAGCACAAACACCAUCUCUAGUCCCAUUAAGCCACUUUUUAGCAACCGCCCUUUUUUUUUUUUUUUUAAUAGGACGGGUAAAAUCGCCGAUAUUCACCAGUGAAGUAUUAAUUUACACAUCCAAUGUUGAUGAACAAAAAGUGUAAAACUCUUAUUAACCACAGACCUUAUUUUGGGCAUCAGACCUAAACAUAUUCAUCAAAUCCAUUGACUUUAAGAUGAGGGAACCAGCAACUCACUUCCUGGUUUUCAGAUUCAUUACUGUUGCUCCAUGGUAACAGAAGCACUGGUUACCAUGGCUACAGCCACAGAGGAAGCGGCUGAGAGGUUUCAGUCCUGCGCUGGACUCCAUAAAAGUUUUCAGUCCAACUCCUCUCUCCGACCCCCUUUUUAUUGGAGAGGUGAUGCAUUAACUGGCUGUAUUGAAAACCUUCAUGAAGCCGGUGGGAGGAGGAACGUCGCCUCACCUCCAUGUUUGUUGUUUUCCUUUGACUCCUUUUGUUGGCGGCUAGCUAAUAUGUUCUUUAAUCACGCAUUUGUGCCACAAUGUUUUGGGAGUUGUGUCAUUAAAGGGUCAGUUCACUCAAAUGUAAUCACAACUUGGGUGAGAUCAGUUUUAGUUGUAUUGUCCAGGAGAUUUCCCCCUUUACUGCAAAAGAAUGAAGAUUAUGAUUCUCCCAGCUUUUUAUGAAUCACUUAAUCAGUGUCAUUGAUAAUCUUAGGGAUGAUACUGGAGAUAGUUUUUACACACUAACAUGAUUAAUCCGAAGGAAAAUAGUUUGAAUAAAACUAGAACACAGUUUCGUUUUGCGGUGAAGGCCGAAAUCUUAAAUGUGAACCUGGACAAAUAAAAGACACUCUGCAUGGAGAGAAGAGAGAAAACACUCUUUACAAGGUACGCCUCUACGAUAUACAGCUAUAUCAGCCCUGUUAUACUUUUAUGAAACCUAAUGGUUAUUCUUUGAGGUUAAACUGCUGUAUUCUUCAUGAGAGCUGCAAUGAUAAGUGAUUGAUACAUUCGUUGGUAAAUUCGUUUUUUACAUCCAAAAUGCAGUAAGAGCCGAUCAUAUGUGGAGAUUUUCUGGUUUAUAUUUAAAUGAAUAUAUUUCAAACUUUUCCCUGAAAAACAUGGCAUUUAAAGAUAUCACCUUCACAUUUUAAGAAAUUUGGAUAUUUCUCACCAUUUUCUCACCUUUUUAUAGAGACCAAAUGUGGCAGAUUAAUAGAUAAUGGUAACAAUCAUUAGCUGUAGUCUUUUAUUUGAGUGUACAUAUUGAAUUCAUUUGGGUAAACUGACCUCUGACCGCCCAGCUCUUGUACUGUUCGUGUCCAGCUGCCGUUUUGAUCCGCUUUGACCUUAAACCUCUUUUUGUGUUUGGGAAAAAGCACAUUAUUUUUUAACUCUUUGUUGGAAAAAAAACCAGCAAAUAAGUAAUUUGUCUAACACUCCUGUGUUUAGUUACCUGGUUAUGGUACGGUUGCAUUACACUUCUGUGCUGCGGAUAUUUCCAUCAUUUCUUAUUCACAAUUUGAGCAGAAAUUAUAACUACAAAUUCAUCCACAAAUGUGCUAUUUGGGUGCAGACUCACGGGUCAGAAUUCACCUUUUGACCUGUGCACUGACAGUGGGCCAAUCAGAAACACGGAUGUAAUGUGACCGUACGCUUGCGGAGCAGGAAGUGGAGCAGAGGAUGGUAAAGCCGCUGGCUAACAGUUUCCUUCACGCUGCUGCUCUGCUGGUUUUUGUGCCAUAAGUGGCUUGUUGUGCGUUCGUCCAUGUGCCUAAAUGUUCUGGUAGGACUGGAGUGGAGUGGGGAAUGGUGGUGUGUGUGUGUGACUUUGUUACAGGAUGUGUCCACACACAGCGAAACAAAUCUGUGUUAGUUUGUUCACACUGACAUCAGAUCAGUUCUGCUGUCAGCCGUGGACUCUCAGUAUCUCAAACUCCUGACGAACUGAAACCAAGCUCAACAGGGUCGUCUGAUGUUUGCAAAAUGAUGCGUUUAGGGGCGCUGGGAGGUUUCUGAGAGCGUGUUGAUGACUUCACGGGGAGAUGAAACUUAAGUGCUGAUGUUUGUGUUCAGAUUAUCUCGGGUCUUUUGUCUCCUGGUGAUGUCAGCGCCCUCUCCAACCAGCAGUGCUCAGGGAGGCUUGAAAAUAAACUGGUAACACUUGACUUCAGUUCCUAGUUACAGGGUCCAACCUCCAACGCCUCCAUCAGCCAAUCACACAUCACA
Molecule: messenger RNA, 4724 nt
Organism: Notothenia coriiceps (black rockcod)
Lineage: Eukaryota; Metazoa; Chordata; Actinopteri; Perciformes; Nototheniidae
Gene: ippk
Product: inositol 1,3,4,5,6-pentakisphosphate 2-kinase
Exons: 14
Coding region: 142-1644 (500 amino acids)
Biological process (GO): inositol phosphate biosynthetic process
Cellular component (GO): nucleus
Molecular function (GO): ATP binding; inositol-1,3,4,5,6-pentakisphosphate 2-kinase activity
Source: RefSeq, a predicted model, not a curated record